AAAAAUUGAAACAUUUGAUCAUUUAUCAAAUUUUCCUGCGAAGUGAGGUAGAAUUGUAUUUCGAAAAGCAGGACGAUACAUAAUACGAUAAUGUCUCUUGUGAGCCAUAUUUUUCGACGAGCUAUUUCACAAUCUGCCGCUCGUCAUGCAGUUGCAGGUCCUUCAGCGGUUUCAGGCCAUGAGGGCGGAGGAGGAUACAAACUGUGGAAGAAACUUUCAUUCUUCGUUGCAUUGCCCGGAGUUGGUCUGUGCAUGUUGAACGCAUAUUUGAAGCAUCAAGAGGAACAUGGCCAUUCGCGUCCAGAAUUCUUACCAUACGAACAUAUGCGUAUUAGAACCAAACGUUUUCCGUGGGGAGAUGGAACCAGGAGUUUGUUUCACAACCCUCAUACCAAUCCCCUUCCAACUGGUUAUGAAGAUUAAACCAUAUAUUCUAACGCGCUUCAAGUGCAGACAUGUGCAUAGAAUGUGAACUAGGAAUAGAUUCACUACAGCCAAGAGCUGACAGCGUCAAAUAUAAUGCAGUGAACGAUAAACUUGA
Messenger RNA from Toxorhynchites rutilus septentrionalis, 541 nucleotides. Its product is annotated as cytochrome c oxidase subunit 6A, mitochondrial-like. Gene Ontology annotation, molecular function: enzyme regulator activity. NCBI's taxonomy places the organism in Eukaryota, Metazoa, Arthropoda, Insecta, Diptera, Culicidae. Gene Ontology annotation, biological process: mitochondrial electron transport, cytochrome c to oxygen. The record is from RefSeq and is a predicted model, not a curated record. Bases 91 to 423 code for a protein of 110 amino acids. Gene Ontology annotation, cellular component: mitochondrial inner membrane. The transcript has 2 exons.